GGCCCAGGGAGCUGUCAAUCGCUCCUGAUAUUUGAUCUACGGCCGACCGAGGUCAGUCGGGCAUGUUCGCGAUGGCAAUCAGAAUCGUGGAAGAUGGACACCCGUCCAACACAACGGAGAGUAUCGGCGAUUUCGCGAUGACAGUCUUGCAGAACAUUACCUAGGCGGGGAUGAAACGUUUAGCAUACCUCCAUGACGACUUGUCAAACACACACCUUCAUGAUCCUCGGGUACAUGUGUGAGCACAGUUAUCGUUUACUCCACCAAUCUCGCAAACCCCACCAGACACCAUCACGGACUUCUGUCUCGCUGACUCUUCAACAUGCAAAAGGACUUGCGCCUACAGAGUCUCGUCCGGCAGGCACGCUCCAAAGCGCCUUUCUAUUCGAGCUUCUACCGGGAUUUGCCUGCCUCUGAGGCACAUCCUGUCACCCUGACAGAUCUGCCUAUCAUCGAUCAUGCCGAGUACUGGGCUGCUCAUGCUCGGUCGGAAUCGCUUCUUCUGACGGAUGAGCAAAGCGACGGCAUUGUCAUGCGCACGGGUGGUAAGCUACGAAUCCCUCGGCGAGAUUCGAAUCCGGAUAUGCCCAGAAUGUUUCAUGACCAUCUUGAAAACAGGAACCACCAGCAUCCCCAAAUUUUUCAUGUAUUCGCAAACGGAGCUGCAGCGUACUGCUCUACUUCUCGCCACAGGCCUUCUCCGCGCCGGUCUUGUGGCGGGACAUCGAGUCGCAAAUCUCUUCUACGCCGGGGACCUUUACGGCUCGUUCCUGGUUCACAUCCUGAGCGUCAUGUCCGGUCGGCGUGCGGUAAGAAUUCACGAUAGUCGUAUGCCUGGUCGUCCUUUGUUCUGCCUUGCCAGUCGCGGUCGAUGUUGUCGAUCACCAUCAGCCAGUUCGUGUUGCCCGGCAGCGACAGCCAUUGCCGC
Messenger RNA from Dissoconium aciculare CBS 342.82, 928 nucleotides. RefSeq lists its product as uncharacterized. The record is from RefSeq and is a predicted model, not a curated record. Lineage: Eukaryota; Fungi; Ascomycota; Dothideomycetes; Mycosphaerellales; Dissoconiaceae. The coding region runs from base 323 to 826 and encodes 167 amino acids. The transcript has a single exon.